UGCCCGGCGGGGCUGGAAGCGGAGCAUCCUGUAGAGACACGAGAAGAAGUAUAAUGUCUCAGGAAGGUGAUUAUGGGAGAUGGACAAUAUCCAGCAGUGAUGAAAGUGAGGAGGAAAAGCCCAAACUCGACAAGCCAUCUACCUCUCUUCUCCAUGCUGAGCAGGGAGCAGCACAUGAGCCAAGGUACACCUGUUCCGAGGCUCGAAAAGCCGCCCACAAGAGGAAAAUGUCACCUGUAAAAUUCAGCAACACCGAUGCGGCUUCAGAAGUACUACCUCCCAAGAGGCAGAAGAGUGGUUCCCAGGAAGAGCUGGGUUGGUGUCUCUCCAGCAGUGACGAUGAGCUGCCACCAGAGACGCAGCAGAAGGUGGCUAAGAAAGUGACCGUCAAAGAGGAGAAAGGCGUCUCCUCUCUCAAAGACAGUGCUGCCCCAAAAGCUGGGAAUCAUGGCCCUCCUGCCCACCACGUGCUCACAGAGGACAAAGACGAGUAUGAAACAUCAGGGGAAGGCCAGGACAUUUGGGACAUGCUGGACAAAGGGAACCCCUUCCAAUUCUACCUCACUAGAGUCUCUGGGAUUAAGCCAAAGUAUAACUCGGGAGCCCUCCACAUCAAGGAUAUUUUAUCUCCUCUAUUUGGGACACUUGUAUCUUCAGCACAGUUUAACUACUGCUUCGAUGUGGACUGGCUCGUCAAACAGUACCCCCCAGAGUUCAGGAAGAAACCAAUCCUGCUUGUGCAUGGCGAUAAACGAGAAGCUAAGGCUCACUUACAUGCCGAGGCAAAGCCUUACGAAAACAUUUCCCUCUGCCAGGCAAAGUUGGAUAUUGCAUUUGGAACACACCACACGAAAAUGAUGCUCCUGCUGUAUGAAGAAGGCCUCCGAGUUGUCAUCCACACCUCCAACCUCAUCCACGCUGACUGGCACCAGAAGACGCAGGGAAUAUGGUUAAGCCCCUUGUACCCACGAAUUGCCCAUGGAACCCACCAGUCUGGAGAGUCGACAACACAUUUUAAAGCUGAUCUCAUCAGCUACUUGAUGGCUUAUAACGCUCCUCCUCUCAAGGAGUGGAUAGACAUCAUCCACGACCAUGAUCUCUCUCAAACAAACGUUUACCUCAUUGGAUCAACCCCAGGACGCUUUCAGGGGAGUCAAAAGGAUAACUGGGGACACUUUAGGCUUCGGAAGCUCCUGAAGGAGCACACCUCAUCCCUGCCCAGGGCCGAGUCUUGGCCCAUAGUGGGCCAGUUUUCAAGCAUUGGCUCCAUGGGGGCUGACGAAUCCAAAUGGUUGUGUUCUGAGUUCAAAGAGACCUUGGUGACCCUGGGGAAGGAAAGCAGCACCCCAGGGAAAAAUGCUGCUCCCCUCCAUUUGAUCUAUCCUUCUGUGGAAAAUGUGCGGACCAGCUUAGAAGGGUAUCCAGCUGGGGGCUCUCUUCCCUAUAGCAUCCAGACAGCGGAAAAACAGAAUUGGCUUCAUUCCUAUUUCCACAAAUGGUCAGCUGAGACAUCUGGCCGCAGCCAUGCCAUGCCACAUAUUAAGACAUACAUGAGACCCUCUCCAGACUUCAGUCAGAUCGCUUGGUUUCUGGUCACAAGCGCGAAUCUGUCCAAGGCGGCCUGGGGAGCCCUGGAGAAAAACGGCGCUCAGCUGAUGAUCCGUUCCUACGAGCUCGGGGUCCUCUUCCUCCCGUCAGCAUUUGGCCUGGACAGCUUCAGAGUGAAACAGAAAUUCUUCUCGGGCAGCCAGGAGCCAACGGCGUCCUUCCCUGUGCCGUACGACCUGCCCCCAGAGCGGUAUGGAAGUAAAGACCGACCGUGGAUUUGGAACAUUCCUUAUGUCAAAGCCCCAGAUACACACGGGAACAUGUGGGUCCCGUCCUGAGAGGGUGAAGCGCUGUGAGACUGAGUGUAAGACGGAGCCCCGAACACUGAUGGCCUUGUUUGUGCUGUGUUCACGUCCCUUAAAGCUUCUCUGCACCCUGGGAACUCCGCAAGGGCCACUCUUUGAACACGGGUAUUGGUUGUAGUUGUAGUGGUCAUUGCUAACA
Molossus molossus (Pallas's mastiff bat) is the source of this 2052-nucleotide messenger RNA. RefSeq names its product tyrosyl-DNA phosphodiesterase 1 (gene TDP1). The transcript has 16 exons. Gene Ontology annotation, biological process: single strand break repair; double-strand break repair. NCBI's taxonomy places the organism in Eukaryota, Metazoa, Chordata, Mammalia, Chiroptera, Molossidae. Gene Ontology annotation, molecular function: single-stranded DNA binding; double-stranded DNA binding; 3'-tyrosyl-DNA phosphodiesterase activity. The record is from RefSeq and is a predicted model, not a curated record. Bases 54 to 1886 code for a protein of 610 amino acids. Gene Ontology annotation, cellular component: nucleus.